Acaulospora morrowiae is the source of this 962-nucleotide messenger RNA. The record is from the annotation of a GenBank genome assembly. NCBI's taxonomy places the organism in Eukaryota, Fungi, Glomeromycota, Glomeromycetes, Diversisporales, Acaulosporaceae.
AACAUAUUACUGCAGUCUCCGUAGUCCAUCAAGUAAUAGAAAAAGAGCCAUGGUACUUAAAGGAAGAUUCAAGACAAUUGACUUAUAUUGCAAUUACGUCCAUAAAGAAUCUUUAUGAAGAGGAUUCAGAAAAAUAUAAGAAACUCUGUGAGAUUCCUUUUAAGUUUGAUGACGCUUUUGAAGGGGUGUGUAGCCUUCGAGAUAUCGAUUUAGCGAAGCGGGUAGAACAGGUGUCCAUUGAAGAGAUUGAAACGAAUUUCCUUUCAUGGAAGGAUCCAGAAGCGAAUCAAGUAAUUAGUAGCGAUUCAGAAAUUAUAAAGCGUCUAUCUGAGGAGACAGAAGAUGAAUAUAAAAAUUAUAUGGAGCCGGUAAAACACAUGGAAGGAUCGAUCCCCCUUCAUGUUAAAAAUAUAUGUAAUGCAUUUGUGUCAGAAGAAGUUCUUGUGGAGGUUGCGACUGGAAUUCUCGAUAUAAUUGGAGGUGCCUGGAAGAAUCCAGCAUUUGGGGAGAAAUUCGCAAAAUCACAAAGCGAAGGGACAUAUGUGACAGAUAUUAUAGUCCCUUUAGUGAAAGCUUCAUUAAAAAAACUAUCAAUAAAGAGUUCCGCUUUUGUUAGCACAGCGGAACGACAGAGCAUAGCAAGUAAAGAUCGACGGGGGAAAACUGGAAAACGCCCUGAUAUUAUGUUUAUGGUAAAACGUGGAAGAAAAAUAUAUGAAUUAAUGUUUGCCGAAUGCUCUCGUCUUUUUUGUGAUAAAGAGAAGGAAGAUAAUGAUUGGGUAAAAUUAUGGAGAGAAAUGAAUGAUGGGUGCAAGCCGAAAAAAGAAAAAUUUGGAAUUAUUGGAAUACAAGUUGCUGGACAAAAGCUUCAUCUGUACGUUCUCAUUCGGGAUGGAGAUGGGAUAAAUAGGCUUUUUAGACUACGUUCAGUGGAUAUCCUGAUACAAUUUACAGAUAAAUAA